Messenger RNA from Hyaloperonospora brassicae, 1257 nucleotides. Lineage: Eukaryota; Oomycota; Peronosporomycetes; Peronosporales; Peronosporaceae. The record is from the annotation of a GenBank genome assembly.
AUGGCAGCGUUGCAGCGCUUAUUGGCUCGGGAAAAGAUUGACGAGCGUCGGCAUGCGCUAUUUCGAGCAAGCGGCAUCACGACCCACCGCCAGUUGCUACAACGUCCGCUGUGGGAUGUCGCUCAUGCUAUGGACAUGUCCGUUUGUGAAGCAGAGGAACUCGUGGCAAAACUCUCGAUUCGACUGGCUCCAGCUGGUCGAUCGGCGUUCGACCUGUUCUUGGACAGUGUCAACCACCCAAUGGUCUUACGCACAGGACUUCCAGGCAUCGAUCAGGCUCUAAACGGAGGUCUGCACUGUCGAGCUGUGUCCGAGUUUGCAGGCACGGAUGGCAUUGGGAAAAGCCAAGUAGCCAUGACACUUGCGGUGAUGUGCGCCCUCGAUUACCCGGACAACACAGUCAUGUUUUUCGACACGGAGCACAACUUUAGCGCUAAACGGUUAUUGCAGAUUGCAAUUGCGCGCAUUCGACAGACGAACGCAGGUCAGGAAGCAGACAUUAACGAAGUGGCUGCAAGCGUUGUUCGACGCAUUCGUGUCGUCAAAGUCAACUCUGUCGCGGCAUUUCAAGCCAAGUUCAAGGAAGUGCAAAGUGUCACGCACUUGCUCCAGAUCAAGCUGCUGAUUGUUGACUGUGUAACAUCACUUUAUGCCAAGGCUCAUGGCUUGAGUCACGCACAGCGUCAACAUCAAAUGCUGCGGCUGAUCCGAGACUUGAAAGUUUUUGCCGACACGUACCAAGUGUUUGUUGCAGUCACGAAUCGGGCAACUACGGUCGAAAGCGAUGAUGGAUUGUAUACAAAGCCACAGCUUGGCGACACUUGGGCACACUGCGUCACCACGAGGUUCGUCAUGGAGCGGCAUUCUCUGUAUCGUGCAAUAACUAUUGCGAAGUCGUCCGUUGCAGGCUACGUCGUACAGCCGUUCCAGAUCAAGGAAGGUGGUGUUGAGACUGUCGCGGACGAAAACUCGUCAGCAGCGUCAGACGACUUUACUUUCCAAGACGAGCUACUGAGAGACAUGACGCUUGGCGCUUUGCCGACAGUAGAGCCAGAGUGCACUCUACGAUCGACACAGCAGAGCAACGCAGACGACCUCGACGACACGGAGCUGGAUGCGCAAUGCGACGUUGCAGGUCAGACACGUCAGGAAGAAGAUGUGCAGGAAACCGAUCGUAGCAGCUUUGACAUUGUGUCCGACUCCAACUCGGAAGAAGACAGCGAGUCGAUCGACUGGGACGUCGGCGCUGACGUGUAG